AUGAACAGGGAUUUGAAACUGCUAAUAUUUAUAUCUUUUAUUGCUAGGGUUUUAUUUUUCCAAUAUGGCGUAUACCAAGAUUCUCAUUUUGUUGUAAAGUACACUGAUGUAGAUUACUAUGUGUUCCAUGACGCUGCAAAUUAUGUCUUUCAAAAUGUAUCUCCAUAUUUACGUGAUACUUACCGCUACACUCCAUUGCUAAGUUGGAUACUAGUUCCUAACCAUUGGCUUCAAUGGAUUCAUUUUGGUAAACUUGUGUUCACAGUAUUUGAUCUUUUAACAGGUAUUAUGAUUUUGCAGCUACUAACCGACUAUCCCUUAAAACGUAGGAUAAUCCUAAGUUCAAUUUGGUUAUUAAAUCCAAUGGUAAUCACAAUAAGCACACGGGGGAACGCAGAGUCUAUCUUAUGUUUCUUAGUGGUAUGGUUUUUAUACCAUUUGAAAAGCCGUCAAUAUGCCCUUUCUGGUAUGAUUUAUGGAUUGGUGAUCCAUUUCAAGAUCUAUCCAAUUAUAUAUGCCCCAGCAAUUUCAAUAUAUUUCUUUAGGUCCAAGGAUAAAGAUUGGUUUAAGAAUUUAUUUAUUAUGGGCGUUACUACUUUAAUAUCAUUUUUGGGACUCGGUAUGCUAAUGUAUCAUUUCUACGGAAACGAGUUCUUGGAGCAUGCAUACAUUUACCACGUUGUAAGAACAGAUCAUCGUCAUAACUUUUCCAUUUGGAACAUGCUCUUAUACCUUGAAUCUACUUAUCUAGGCGUAAGUUCUUCUGUUCCGUGGGCCAAGUAUGCUUUCAUACCUCAAUUCCUUGCUACAAUGGGCGUUACUGCAUUACUGUGGGAGUUUCCAAAUUGGAAUUUUCUAUUAAAUACGAUGUUUCUUCAAACUUUUACAUUUGUGACUUACAACAAGGUUUGUACGUCUCAAUAUUUUGUUUGGUAUUUAAUCUUAUUGCCAUUUUACUUGGCGGAAACAACCUUAACGUGGACCAAGGGAGUUUUUAUUGGAAUACUAUGGGUAGCGUCUCAAAUACUAUGGCUCUACCAUGGAUACCUAUUGGAAUUUGAAGGACGUGACGUCUUCUACCCUGGAAUAUUUUUUUCAAGUGUAGUAUUCUUUUUGGCUAAUAUCUACUUAUUGUCAGUUUUCAUCAUCGACUGUAAGAAUAGAAUACAUUUUGCAACGGCUAAAAAAGAACUUUAA
Molecule: messenger RNA, 1197 nt
Organism: Eremothecium cymbalariae DBVPG#7215
Lineage: Eukaryota; Fungi; Ascomycota; Saccharomycetes; Saccharomycetales; Saccharomycetaceae
Gene: GPI14
Product: glycosylphosphatidylinositol-alpha 1,4 mannosyltransferase I
Exons: 1
Coding region: 1-1197 (398 amino acids)
Biological process (GO): GPI anchor biosynthetic process
Cellular component (GO): membrane; glycosylphosphatidylinositol-mannosyltransferase I complex
Molecular function (GO): alpha-1,4-mannosyltransferase activity; GPI mannosyltransferase activity
Source: RefSeq, a predicted model, not a curated record